Molecule: messenger RNA, 3244 nt
Organism: Zeugodacus cucurbitae (melon fly)
Lineage: Eukaryota; Metazoa; Arthropoda; Insecta; Diptera; Tephritidae
Gene: mspo
Product: spondin-1
Exons: 7
Coding region: 1037-2890 (617 amino acids)
Biological process (GO): actin cytoskeleton organization
Cellular component (GO): plasma membrane
Source: RefSeq, a predicted model, not a curated record
GCCGGAACUGCUUGCUUGCUGCCUGGCUGGCUGCUGCUGGGACUUGGCGUUGCCGCUGAAAAUUCAGCAUUCAGUAUGAAACGACAAAGCGCCGUAUGCGCACGGUGAACGAAUCGAGAGCGGAUCAAAGUUUGUGUUGACGUUGAUGUGGAAAUAAAUGUGGAAGAAGCAGCAGCAGCUGAUUUGUUGAAGAAUUGUAGGAUGUAAUGACAGUAGUGCGAAAUAAAAUUAAAAUUGGCGCAAACGAAUUUCAAUUAAAGCGAAAAUUUAAUUUAAUCAAUAAUAUUUAAUGAAAAAUAUAAAAAUUAGAAGAAAUAUUAUCUGAAAGUGUUGUUGAAGUGGAAGCGAAACUGUUGUUCCUUGACGAGUAACGUCUUGUGGUACGCCCUUACGUGGGCCAUUGUAGUGAACGUGUGUGCCAGCUUAUAAGCGAAAAUUUGUCAGUAUUCGCAACGUCUGCCAACAACAACUACAACAAAUGUGAAUUCGGAAAUAUUUUUAUUGCUGGCAAAUAAGGGACAAGCACGCAACGAGGCGGCUGCUCAUCAACAACGUUCAUCAACUCGAUGAGUGACAAUUUAAGCAAGCCAAAAAUAAACGGUUUUACGCGUAAAUUACAACAACAACAAUACGAAAUAAAAAAUACAAUAACAGCAAUACAAAAACAAAAAAAUAAAUCAAGCGCACAAGGCAAAAAGCCUACGACGAAGGCGCUAAAUACAUACAGAAAUAAGAGCAGCGAAGAAAAGUAUAUCUGUUGAAUGCGUGAGUGAUCUAUUUUUGCCGGUCGCAUUAACGGUAAACGUGUGUGCUGCUGCUAGUGCGUGCGUACGUUCGGCGCUGAGGGUCAAGUGUGUGCAGUGGAAAUUAGUGAAAAUUUGUGGAAAAAAAUCGGCUAAAAAAAUAUUACAAAAACAACAAAAAAUUAAAACUAGCAGAAUACUUCAGCGCGAGAAUAAUAUUUAUUACUUAUAAAUCCAAACUCAAACAUAAAUAAAAAACCAUAGAAUAUAGAAACAAAAACAAAAUCAAAAACAUGACAGCCAACAUCUACAAAAUGCUCUUGCUGCUAUUUGCAACAGUUUGCCUCUGCAGCGCAUUGCCCUCCCCCGAACCGCAACCACAACCGGAACCGGCACUCUUAAGCAGCUAUAAGCCCUCGUUCAUAGCGAAUCCAGCCAUCUACAGCUACACGGUGGCAAGCAAUCAGGCACAACAACAAAAGCAGCAACAACAACAACCGCAAGUUAAACAACAAGAGUACACAAAAACUUUACUCAGCAAUGAUAUUGACUAUAACAGCAAUGCCAAUAGCAAUAGCAAUGACAACAACAAUAACAACAACAAUAAUUACUUCAAUUAUGCCAGCAACAGCAAUAAUGAACAAUUUACUAGCAGCAGCAGCUCGAGUGAUUCGACUUAUCAGCGCUACACCGGCAGCAAAUUGGGUGGCGUUUCUAUGGCUACACCAACAACAACAACCACAGCAACACCCACUCAACCUUUGCCAGUGAGCGGUUGUCAAUUAGAUCGUUUGGCUGUUUAUAAGGUCGUCUUGCAUACAUAUUGGACGCGUGAUCUAUUCCCCAAACAUUAUCCGGAUUGGAGGCCCACAGCGCAGUGGACGAGAACUUUAGGUCGCACCCACGACUCGUCUUAUGCACUCUUUCACAUCGGCCAGCAGGCAACGGCGGGUGUUAAACAAUUCGCUGAAACUGGCAAAAGUGAUUUGCUGGACAGCAUUGUUGGCGAACAACAACAACAACAGAUGCAACAUCAACAACAGUUACAACAACUGCAACAACAAAAUGUCGCUAACGGAAAUUCAUUUGCCGGCUUUGUGCCAACGGCGAACGCAGUGAGGGGUGAACGCAGCGUUUUCGACGAGUUCAACAUACCAGCGGUGCUGGUGGGCGACGGCCGGCAGGAGACGAAAUUCUUUGUCGACAGCAAUCACAGUAUGGUGUCGCUAAUGACGCGCAUUGUGCCAUCACCCGAUUGGUUUAUCGGCGUCGAUUCGUUUCAGCUCUGCGUCGGUGGCUCAUGGAUUGAUACGGUGACCGUUGAAAUGGAUCCGCUGGAUGCGGGCACCGAUAAUGGCUUCACCUUUACCGCACCCAAUUGGCCGACAUCGCCGCAAGGUGUCAUCUAUCGUAUCACCUCACGCUAUCCAGCACACCCGGCAAGCAGUUUCUUCUAUCCGAAGAGCAAACGUUUACCGCCGAUAGCGACAUUUCAAUUCAUUAAGUUGAAGGAGUACGAGCUGAGUGAAGUUUUCAACUUUGCCGAAGACGAUCGCAAAUAUGAGACGGUGAAGACGCAAACACACUUGGAAGCGGAACAUGACUCCACCAUCACUAAUAAUGAGCUUUCCGCCAGCAUUGAACGAGAACGGCAAAAUGAAAUAUCCGCACAGCCCACAUCGGUGACGGAGAGAGAUCGCAUACGCUCGCGUUUAUUGGCUAAAAUGAAUCCAGGCUACAAUAACAACAACAGCAAUGCAGCCGCCAACGGUAAUGCCGCGAAUGUAGUAGUGCCGAAAAAUGAUAAAAAUGCCAUCAUGCAGAACAUCGCCAACAGCUAUCAACGCGGAGCGGAGGCGAGCACAAACACCAGCGCUACAGCCACCAAUUGGUUGGGUCCACUGCCGCCGAAGCGACGCCGCACGAAAUCACGCACGAAGUCACGCGAUUGCCGUGUCAGCCAUUGGUCCGAGUGGUCGGCCUGCAGCAAAACGUGCGGCAUCGGUGAGAUGCAUCGAUAUCGCAAGGUCAUCCGGCAUGGCAAGCGCGGCGGACGGCCAUGUCCAGCGCUGCAGGAGUCCAAGUGGUGCGGCACUGAGAAGGGUUGCCACUCGCCGGCGACCUAUUUCAAUUGGUCCACUACAUGAAGGACGCAGCGCAGUACACGUAGUUCGUAAAGUAAGCGUAUGAUUUCUUUUACAAAACAAAACAAAAAACAAAAUAAAAAAAUAAUAAUAAUUAAUGAAAAUAUAUAAUAAAAAAAGGAUAAUAAAUGAAGAUAAAUAAAAUCUUAAAAAUAUUUUGAAACAAACAAAAUAUAUGUAAAAAUGUGGAGAAAUAUUGAAAAAUAUUGAAAAAUAAUUAAAUAUUUACAGAAAUAUAUGCAAGUAUAUAUGAAGUAACAAACAUGUAAAAAAGAAAAAAAAAUUGUACGAUCAUAAUUAGCUUGUUUUUGCAAGGCUUUCUAAAAGAUUUGAUCCGCUUUACAAAUUUUUUGGAAA